Dendrobium catenatum is the source of this 2934-nucleotide messenger RNA. Its product is annotated as ankyrin repeat domain-containing protein 13C. Lineage: Eukaryota; Viridiplantae; Streptophyta; Magnoliopsida; Asparagales; Orchidaceae. Gene Ontology annotation, molecular function: protein binding. The record is from RefSeq and is a predicted model, not a curated record. Gene Ontology annotation, cellular component: cytoplasm. The transcript is spliced from 3 exons. Bases 621 to 2603 code for a protein of 660 amino acids.
CCCUUAGUGCUCUCUCUCUCUUCCUCCAUGAGCUCUCCUCCCCCUCCUCGAUUUUCUUUCCAUUUUUUUUUUCUUUUGAUUCUUGACUGAUAAAUAAACAUCGCAGAGGCUGCAGACAAGUCUAUUCCCAAUCCGAGCUGCUUCCUUCUUCUUCUUUCUUCUUCCUCUUCUUCUUCUUCUUCGUCGUCUUCGUUCGUUUCUCGCUGUUCUACUGUGAGGGGAGAGGUAAGUUUCUUUGCAGGGGUUUAAUACCCUCCUUUUAACUCCAAUAUUCCGUUUUCUUUGCUUUGAUGCUUUGAUGCCCCUUCGUUUCUCCGUUCCAUGGUUGAUUCCUCCCCUUUUCCUAUCCAUAAAUACUUAGCGUCACACUAUUUCUCUGUCUUUCUAUAUUCUCUCUCUUGCUUUCUUGCUCUCUGUAUAUUUAUUCCAUUUAAAUACGCAUCUAUCCGCUGGCCACAUGCGUGCAUAGUGAGUUAUGCUGGGUGUCACAGAUCAGGGUCAUCCGCUGUUCCAUUUCUUCUGUGAGGGUUUCGUGGAACCCUAUCCAGUGUUGUUCUUUCGGUGUCGUGGAGGAAGAGCUGGUCCUUUUUCUUGACUUUUUUUUUGGAGCAAACACUGUAAUGGCCGGAAUUGAUCCGUUGAAGUACGCCCACAGUCCUGUCCACAAGGCAGUGCUUGCUCGGGAUUAUUCCGGACUGAAGCGUAUAUUGGCGAGUCUUCCGAGGUUACUUGACCCCUUGGAGAUCAAAACGGAGGCAGCUUCACUUGCUGAGGAGGAGAAAGCUGAUGCGGUCUCUGCUGUGAUUGACAACCGUGAUGUCCCUAACAGGGAGACUCCUCUGCACCUUGCCGUUAAGCUGGGAGAUGCCACUGCGACGGAGAUGCUCAUGGUUGCCGGUGCCGACUGGAGCUUGCAGAAUGAGCAGGGAUGGAGUGCUCUUCAGGAAGCAAUUUGUGCUCGGGAGGAGAACCUUGCCAAGAUCAUCAUCAGACACUAUCAGCCUCUUGCUUGGGCCAAGUGGUGCAGGAGGCUUCCACGGGUUGUCAGUACUAUGAAGAGGAUGAGGGAUUUCUACAUGGAGAUCACGUUCCAUUUUGAGAGCUCGGUGAUCCCAUUCAUUUCUAGAAUUGCUCCUUCUGAUACUUACAAGAUUUGGAAGAGAGGGUCCAAUUUGCGCGCAGAUAUGACUCUUGCGGGGUUUGAUGGCUUCAGAAUACAGAGGUCGGAUCAGAGCAUAUUGUUUCUUGGCGAUGGAUCAGAAGAUGGGAAGGUGCCGCCAGGGUCACUUUGCAUGAUUUCUCACAAGGAGAAGGAAGUGAUGAAUGCUUUGGAGGGAGCGGGUUCUCCUGCUACUGAGGCAGAGGUCCAGCAAGAGGUUGUAGCAAUGUCCCAAACAAAUAUUUUCCGUCCAGGAAUUGAUGUAACGCAAGCAGUGUUGCUUCCCCAGCUCACAUGGAGGAGGCAGGAGAAGACCGAGAUGGUUGGCCCAUGGAAAGCCAAGGUGUAUGAUAUGCAUAAUGUGGUUGUGAGUGUGAAGUCCCGGCGGGUCCCCGGUGCCAUGACUGAUGAGGAGUUCUUCACUUCUUGUAAUGAAAAUGACACCGAGAGUGAAGAUUAUGAGGAUAUUUUAACAGAAGAAGAAAGGAAGCAGUUGGAAACUGCACUUAAAAUUGAAUCACCAAGUGUGAUAGAUGAUGGUUUUUCUGAUGGGUUUUCUGGGCACAGGCACAGCUGCUUUGAACAAAGAGAGAUUCCAAUUGAGGAUAUAAGUAGUUGCGGUAAUGGUGACAAAAUUGAAAAGAAAGGUUGGCUUGGUAAUUGGGGAAAACGGAGUCAUUAUCAAAAGCAAGACGAGCAGAAGAAGAUUGUUCCACCGAGAAGCUCCCUUUGUGUAGAUGAGAAAGUUAAUUCUCUUCUUCAUGAUUCUCCAUCCAGGCAAGAGAGCAGGCCAGGAAGGCAUUCAGUAGAGGUUGCCAGUAUGGGUGAGGAUAUCAAGAAAGGUAGGGAUAAAGAUUCAAAAAAACCUGCUUCAAGUUCAGAGAGUGGACAUUGGCGAAAGGAAAGUAGUCGGGAGAGUGAGUAUAAGAAAGGCUUGAGGCCCAUUCUCUGGCUUUCUCCGAGCUUUCCACUUCGGUCGGAGGAGCUUCUCCCUCUUCUUGAUAUUCUUGCAAACAAAGUUAAGGCUAUUCGCCGCCUCAGGGACUUGCUUACAACAAAGCUCCCUCCUGGGACAUUUCCGGUGAAGGUUGCCAUUCCGGUGAUCCCUACCAUCAGAGUUCUGGUAACAUUCACAAAGUUUGAAGAAAUACAACCAGCCGAAGAGUUCUCGACACCGCCAUCAAGCCCCGGAAGCAAGAGCCCCUCCACCCUCGCACAGCCCUCGACAUCUUGGCUUCAAUGGUUGAAGGGUCCGUACCGUCAAAACUACUCGAUGUCAUUGAUGCCUUUGGGAUCGAGCAAUCGCGUCGAAGACAUGCAGGAUCCAUUCUUGAUACCACCAGACUACGCUUGGACUACUCCAGAGGAGAAGAAGAAGAAGAUGCAGGAAAACAAGAAGUCCAAAAAAGGGAAGAAGAGCUCCCAAUCAGUUAGAUCUCUCUAGCCAGGGAUUCUUUCAAAGCUACAGGUUAGUGUGUAUUUAUUCUCAUGAAGGUUGGAAGAUUUGAAUCAAUCUCAAUGGCGCUCUCAUUGUUUUUUAUACGAAUUGGGCUAACUCUACUCCUGCAGAUGAUAAAUUGUAAAAUUUCAGAAUUUAGUCUGAAUCAUUGAUGUGUUAGGAUUUGUAUUGAGACUUCUUUCUCAUCUGUUGGAAUAUCUUCUUGCCUCUAAUGCUUGAGGCUUUCAGAGUUAAAAGGCAGACAAUUUAUGUAGAUAUAAUACUAUUUAGCUUCUGAUGCCUCCACUUUCAAGUUCAUCACCAUGUGAUUUUGUCU